Molecule: messenger RNA, 428 nt
Organism: Jaminaea rosea
Lineage: Eukaryota; Fungi; Basidiomycota; Exobasidiomycetes; Microstromatales
Product: histone-fold-containing protein
Exons: 2
Coding region: 81-428 (115 amino acids)
Biological process (GO): regulation of transcription by RNA polymerase II
Cellular component (GO): CCAAT-binding factor complex
Molecular function (GO): DNA-binding transcription activator activity, RNA polymerase II-specific; protein heterodimerization activity; RNA polymerase II cis-regulatory region sequence-specific DNA binding
Source: RefSeq, a predicted model, not a curated record
CCUCCCUCUCUCAAUCGUCUCUUCCUUGAUACCAUCUCAGCUAGCUGAAAGACCACAGAUACUACCUCAUCGAUUCGAUCAUGUCCACCCAUGCCGAUCAAGACGAGGCAUCAUCCGCACCCACGCCCACGCAACUCCCAAUCGCAAACGUCUCCCGCCUAAUGAAACAGUCCCUUCCUCCCACAAUGAAGCUUUCUUCGGACACCAAGCUCCUGAUGCAGUCCUGCACGCAAGAGUUCAUUGCCUUGGUUACCAGCGAGGCGCAAGAGAGGGCUGAUGCACAAAAGCGCAGCACGUUGAACGGAGACGAUGUGCUCUAUGCUCUGGGGGUAUUAGGAUUCGACGAGUACGAGAAGUUGGGGAGGGUAUGGUUGAGCCGCUAUCGACUGGCUCAAGGAGCGGCUAGCCAAAGCAAGACGUCCAAGUGA